Messenger RNA from Gekko japonicus, 1425 nucleotides. RefSeq names its product adaptor related protein complex 1 associated regulatory protein (gene AP1AR). NCBI's taxonomy places the organism in Eukaryota, Metazoa, Chordata, Lepidosauria, Squamata, Gekkonidae. The transcript has 10 exons. Gene Ontology annotation, molecular function: AP-1 adaptor complex binding. The record is from RefSeq and is a predicted model, not a curated record. Gene Ontology annotation, biological process: regulation of Arp2/3 complex-mediated actin nucleation; negative regulation of substrate adhesion-dependent cell spreading; negative regulation of cell motility. Bases 340 to 1260 code for a protein of 306 amino acids.
AUGAAUGAGAGAAGAGGGGCGUGGCAGAACGGGGACUGGUGGGCGGGGCUUCGGCUGGCAUGCGACAGUCAGGCGGGCGGUCACAACGUUGAGGAAACGCAGCAGGGCCAUGAGGGCGGCGAAGCGGCGCCUCGUCGGGCCGUAACUCUUUGGCGCUGUUACCAUCACGGCCGCCGCCGCCCUGCCCGCACCAUUUCACUUCCCUCCCGGCCAUGGAUGCCGCGGCGGUUGGGCGGCGGUGGCGGCUUGCGCCGCGGAGGGGCCGUCGUUGAGGUCCGUCCGGCGCUGUGACGGUUGGUGACUAACGGCCGCUGCUCCUUCGCUCGCGCGCAGCAUGCCAUGGGGAACAGCUGGGCGGCGCAGUGGUGCUGCUGGCUUUUCCCGAGGCGGGAAACGGGACGGAUCCAACGAGGAGGAGGAGGAGGAGGAGGAUCAAAGUACUUCAGGACAUGUUCUACAGGAGAACAUUUCACUAUAGAGUUUGAGAAUCUAGUGGAAAGUGAUGAGGGUGAAAGUCCAGGAAGCAGCCAAAGACCUCUAACAGAAGAAGAAAUAGCUGAUCUAAGAGCAAGGCAUUACAAUUCCAUUGCUGAAAAACAAAGAACGUUAGAUCAUAAGCUUCAGUCAGAGUUAGCCAUACAAGAGGAGAAGUUAAGAAUAGAAGAAGAGGCUUUAUAUGCUGCGCAGCGUGAAGCAGCCAGGGCAGCAAAGCAGAAAAAGCUCUUGGAGCAACAAAGGGUGCAGAGGAUAACACAGAGAGCACAAUUGGCAAACAGUGGAGAUAAUCAAAGCUCUAUGACAGAGGAAGACUUUGAUGCUUACUUGAGAAAUGUGAAACUACAAUAUGAAGCUUUUCGAAGUAGCAGGCUCUCAUCUGAUGCUACUGUUCUGACACCAAAUACAGAGAGCAGUUGUGACUUGAUGACCAAAACCAAAUCAACCAGUGGAAAUGACGACAGUAAUUCUUUAGAUUUGGAGUGGGAAGAUGAAGAAGGUAUGAACAGAAUGAUUCCAUUGCGGGAGCGUUCAAAAACUGAAGAGGAUAUACUCCGAGCAGCACUAAAAUUUAGUGGCAAGAAAACUGGUAGUAACCCAACUUCUGCUUCUGAUGACUCUAAUGGUUUGGAAUGGGAGAAUGACUUUGUUAGUGCAGAAAUGGAUGAUAAUGGCAACUCUGAGUAUGCUGGAUUUGUAAACCCCGUCUUAGAACUGUCUGCAUCUGACAAAAAGACAUCUGAUGCCGAACAGCAAGACAGAUAAUGAAAUUAUGUGGUUGAAGUCGGACAAAAAUCUCUAGUUCUGUAUGUGUGUAGGUCAUUGCUGCUGCACAACUUCCUUUAAAAUACGGAAGUUGCACAUUGACAAUACUUGAUGAACUUAAACAUAGAUUUUUUUUUCUAGAAUGUGAAAGAAACCAUGUGAUAA